GUCUUGUCGAGAUUCGGAGUGAAAUUCGCGUUUUAUUAUUAUUUUUAUUAUUUUUUUUAAUCGUCGCUUUGUCUAAUUUACGACGUUUUGUUUUUCUCUCUGUUGAGAACCCCCCAACUGAAUCGACGCGUGGCUAGGGCCGUGUCGAAAUCGGCGUGUUUUGUUUGUGGUAAAAUAUCGUGAGGAGGAGAGCUGUGAUGCAGGGGGUGGCUACGAGGAGGCUAUCGGCUGAGUUGCUUUUAUUCCUCGGCAGCGGUCAUCAUCAUCAUCUUCUUAUCCCCUGUGGAUGGAGGUCGCGUUCCUCUCGCGAUCCUGCCGUGUAACGAUGCAGCCCUCUCACCUGCACGCGAGCUGCUGUUUCCAUCGUUCCAUCUCCCCCGUGGAUGUCCUCCCGGAGGCGUUCCCGUUCCUUGGCGGCGCUCGCUGGCUUUUAUUCAGGCAACACGAGCGCACAAGCAAGCGUUGAUGCCUGCUGAGUGGCGGUACCAACAGCAGCAGAAGCAAGGAAGGCUUCGCCCCCGGAACCGGCCAUUGUGUUCCUCUCAUCCUGGGGGUUCAGCCGCUGUCAUCAGAGCCGCUGCUGCCCGGCCGAUGGACAAGGACGCGAGCGCUGGUGGUGGUGGUGGGACCUCUGGAACAGCCAGCUGCGUUCCUGCUACUGCUGCUGCUGCUGUUCCGGCUGCCGGGGCAGGUGGCGCCGUUGCCACGGCGACCAACGGUGCCGCCGCUGCUGCUGCCAAUGGGACGGCGGCGGCAGUCGGGGUGGGGGCGGCACGGUCGGCACAGAUCUCGGUGUACGGCGGCCUGACUGACCGGCAGACGGUGCAGGUGAUUCAGCAGGCCCUGCACGGGCAACCGUCGGCAGCUCAGUACCUGCAGAGGAUGUACGCCGCCCAGCAGCAGCACCUCAUGCUGCAGACUGCUGCAUUGCAGCAACAGCAGCAGCAACAACAGCAACAACAACAGCAGCAGCAUCUAAGCAGCGCUCAGCUACAGAGUCUGGCGGCUGUGCAGCAGUCCUCUGCCAACUGCCCUCUCGACUACUCAACUCCGUGCCUUGCGCUGGCGAGUAUGGCUGCUGGUCGUCAAACAGCCACCAUGAAUGGCCCUAGCGCUGGGCAACAGGGUGGUGGUGGUGGUGGCAGUGGUGGUAGCGGUGGUGUCAGUGUCUCCCAGGCUUCCAUUAAUUUGACUCCGAACUCGGCCAUGAUUGGCCGGACUCAGGGCGUCUCCACGCAGCCCGUGAGCGGCCUUGCCCAGCAAGCUGUGCUCCUGGGCAACUCGGCCACACCCGGGCAGAUCAACCAGGCUCAGAUGUAUCUACGAGCGCAGAUGCUGAUCCUGACGCCAAGCGGCACCGUCACCACCCUGCAGCCAGAGACGACGGCAUCGCACUCGGCCCCCUCCACCGGCGCAGCGCAGUCAGUGGCUGCUCAGAACCUGGUGUCUCGCUCAGCGGGGCAGCCUCUGGGUCUGAGCGGCAUUGCUUCAUCUCAGAGCGUCCCUCUCAAGGCCAGCGGUGGCAACAACAUCAACAGCGGCGGAGGCGGCGGUGUCGGCGCUGGCACUGGUGGCAUGGGUGUGCCCCACCUGCCCGGCACCAACCAGGCUAAGUCUCCCAAAUCGGGUGGGCACACAGAGCUCAUGGGCGACUGUGGCAAGAAAGGAGACCUACAGGCAAACAUCAUGACUCAGCAGCAGCAGCAGCAGCAGCACGGCAUGAUGGGAAGCGGGGACGGGCGAGGGGGGACGGCACGCAUGGCGGCAGGCUCGGUGGCUGGGUCAGCGACAGCGGCUGGGUAUCCACUGCUGCCCAUCACUUCAGGAGGACCGCACUGGAUGCUCAACACCAAUGAUCGGGGAACGCUGCAUAUCAACUCGACUACCUAUACGUCAAUGCAGCAGCAACAGCAGCAUCACCUCAUUCAAACACAGCAACAGCAGCAGCACAAGCAGCUGCAACAGCAGCAGCUUCUUCAUGGACAGCAUUUGCAGCACAAACAGCAUCAGCAACAGCAGCAUCAGGCGACCAGUCACGUGUCACAGAGUGCUGCCACUACCACCACCACCACCGCCGCUGCUUCCGCCGUCUGUUCCCAUCAUGCAUUGCUUUCCCAGCAUGCACCGGUACAGGCCGGGCAGGUGGCGAUGGGAGUGGCUGGCACCGUCAGUCAGAGACAGCAGAGUGCCGUGAUGGGGGCCAGCGGAUCCCAUCUGCCCCCAGCGGCACAAGCGUAUGGAGCCACUCAGGUGGUGGGCGCAACAUCAUCAUCGUCGUCAUCGGCUUCCGGAGCGAACCACCUCGUCUCCCCGAGCUCCUGCGCGACCCCAUGCGCCCAGCCCCACUCGACGAUGACAGUAACGGCAGUGACAUCAUCAUCAUCGUCUGCUUCGUCGUCCUCCUCCUCGUUCACUUCCUCCGGCUCCUCCUCGGGAGUGACGACAUCCAGAAACACAGCGCACCCCUGCGUACACUCCUCUCCACGUGCCGCCCCUCCCACCUCGUCCACCUCAUCCACAACUGCCGUCGCCGCCACCUCGACGCUGCCGCCCCCACAGACGACGGCGGUGAACCUGCAGGUGGUGCAGGUGGGGACGGCUGGCUCUGGAGAGCCCCAAGGCCCCAAGGCAGGGGAAGUGAACGGGGAGCGGCGGGGUAGUCCCCCCGGUGAGGCGCGCCCAUCACGCCGGCCACACACGCCAUCCCCACCCUCUCUCUCACCGGCACCGCGGCCCGUGGAUGGACAGCCACACGCAGACAAAGUGGAGCCCAGCACCACCUCGACUCAGACGACCUCUGGAGCCAGCGGCGGGCCUAACGGGGUUACGGGUCAAGGGGUCAGCGGGUCGGAGAUCACGACCCCUGGCGGUCACCUGGGCGGUGGCGGCGGUGGUGGUGGAGGAGGAGGCGGCGGAGGUGGUGGAGGAGGAGGAGGAGGUGGUGGUGGUGGUGGAGGAGGAGAUGGAAGACCACCUCAGGCCAUUGUCAAACCUCAGAUUCUUACCCACGUCAUCGAGGGAUUUGUCAUCCAAGAAGGCUCGGAGCCAUUCCCCGUUGCGCGCAAGACCGUUAUCUCCGACAAGAAUGCCAAGAAGCCGCUCGCCCCUCGCUCAGGAUCGUCAGUGCCAGCAGCCGCUGUCGUUGCUGCUGCCACCAGACAGACACACGCAGUGCACGCGCACAUCCGCCACCAGCUGCAGCAGCUUCAUAUACAGACGCCCGCCGCCACUGCAGCUGCCGCAGCUGCAGCCGGGACUGAACAGCAGCGGGGGGGAGAAGGGCGUCGGUCAGAAAACAGUGACUCUGAUGGAGCGGAGGCGGGGAGAGAGCCCCCUCGAACCAUAGUCCACGAUCGUCUGCUGAAGUGCGAGUUUUGUGGGCGUGUGGAUUUCUACAACACCUUCAAGCGCUCCAAACGCUUCUGCUCCAUGGUCUGUGCCAAGCGGUAUAACGUCGGCUGCAGUAAGCGAAUUGGCUUGUUCAAGUCGGACGCCUCUAAGAAGAACAAGGUGGGGCGACCACGUAAGAACACUCGCAAGGCCGGAGGAGGGACCAGGUCCAAACUCAAGAGGUCAUUGGCCUGUCCCUCGGGCCUGAAGGACCAGGCUUUUGCCGGCAGCGACGAUGCCUCCAGCCCCGAGGAGCCCUUCUGCCCCCCGUCCACCCGCUCGUCAGCGACCACCAGACCAGAAUCGGGCGCCACAGCCAACGCAACCAACGCCACCAGCACCAGCAGCGCCAACGGCGGUCGUGACGCGGACUCGAGGCGGACGGCGGCGGCGGCGCAACUUGCGCCGCCGCCGCCGACGACGUCAUCGUCGACGACGACGUCUGCCACGCCGCGCCCGCCGUCCGAGCCCGGCGCCGCCCGGCCCCGCCCGGCCAAACGCCGGCGCCUCCACUCGCACCGGCACGGCGCUUCGGGGGUGCGCGACACGGCGCGGCAGCGGCUGGCGCGCAGCGUGCCGGUCACGCGGCGGACCAGCGCAGGCCCUCCCAACCCCGGCAGCGGAACCGUCGCUCCACCCGAGGGGGGGGGAGGAGGAGCGGUGGGAGCGAUGGGUGGCAGCCGCGUGAUGGGAGGAGGAGGAGGAGGAGCUGGAGGGGUGGUGUCUGGAGCUGUGGGAGUUGGAGGAGGGAGCAUGGGUUGUCUGCACGGGCAGCACAGGCACCACGGGCAGCAUGGGCAGCACGGGAGGGGAAGGGAAGUGAGGCAGCCGGGAGCUUGGAGCGUGCUCGAGGUGUGGGAGUUCAUCGGGCGGCUGCCGGGCUGCCAGGAGCUGGCAGACGAGUUCCGUCAGCAGGAGAUCGACGGGCAGGCCCUGCUGCUGCUCAAGGAGGAUCACCUCAUGUCGGCCAUGAACCUGAAGCUGGGGCCGGCACUCAAAGUCUGUGCCUGGAUCAAUCGCCUCAAGGAGUGCUGAGCCAACAACAUCUCCCCGUAUCCCAGUCUCUCCCCGCUGUCUCUGCCUUCCCAUCUCUCUGUGUGUCUCAGUUUCUUUGUGUGCCUGGCAAUAUCUUUCUCCAUCUUGCCUAUAUACAGUAAUAGCCCGGUUUAUCUCCCCCUUUUACGUCAUUUCGUAAAUUCAUCGUCACUUGUUAACACCGCUACCCGAUUUGCGUCGCCUCAACCAACACUGACAGCAUCGUCCGUCCUUUCUCGUAUCCGCCGCCUCGGCGUUUGCCUCCACCUACCCUGUAAAUUGCUUUGAUUUUCAUCGUUUCGAUAUUUGUCAUCACACCUUUCAGGAAAGCAUUCCUGACGUAAACAGGGUCAUUACUGUAUCUCUUUGGUUAUGCAUCUCAAUAUCCUCCAGACUUAUUAUCUCUAUCUCCUGGUCUCUGUAUCUUAAUAUGUUUAUUUAUAUAAUGUCCUUCUGUAUAAGUCUGUCACCAUCUGUAUCUCAAUCCAUUUUUGUAUUCCUCUGUCAUCGUGUAUUUAGAAUGUGAGUGGGUGUGUGAGUGCACGUGUCUUUGUGUGUCUGUCUCUUCAUCUCUCUAAAUCCCUCUCACUAUCUGCAUGUGUCUGGCGUGUUAUUGUCACACACGCUGCAUCGUUUGGGAAAUCGAACAUGAAUCGAUCUCCAGUCUGAGUGUGAAUCCCACUCUAGUCUGUGUCUAAAUUCCAUGCUAGUAAGUGUCCGAAUUUUACACUAAACUCUGUAUCCCAUAUCAGUGAUAUAUUACCAUUUUUAUUAUAUUUUUGAACGGUCGUUUAGUUGUUCUAUUCCACCACCAGCAGUAUGACUCGUCUGAGCUGCUUUGUGAGAGCGGCAGAAAGUUGCCGGCGCAAACUCCUCCACAAACAAGAACCCGGCAAAUCCCUCUUUCCUUCCUAAAAUGCAUCACAACCACCGUUCACCAAAUCAGAAAUCCGCGCGGGAGCUUUGCGAAUGGACUCUGCUGUACCGCUGAGCAAAGAAGACGGAACUGACUUUCAAGACGCAGAGGUUUCUAAAAAAUACGAAGUCAAAAUGACGUUGGAACGUACGAAACAACAACGGCCGCCAUCCAUGAUGGCUGCUGGUAGCACUGACCUUGGUCACGAAAAAUAGCGGCUGGGAAAUUUGCCGCUACUGCCGUUUGUUAAUUUUCGCGGCAAACGAGGGUGCUUCUUCAUGACGCUCCGCUCUGUCGUCGUUCGUAGGCGACCAGACAUUUUUUUAUUUCAAUAAGGCUUUGCGGAGUGUGGAAUUAACUUAAGGUGCUUUUUAAAAUAAUCUUUGCUGGUGUAAUCAUAAUGAUUCUGAGUAUUACAAUAAUCAUCAGUGCUUUAUUUAUCCAGGAAAGCCUUCACCGAGCCUCAAGACACCUUUUCCACUGGCACAUCUGAGCCAAGCCAUACACAGAUGGUUUUCCACUGGAUAUUUGCCAAUCCAGAACGAAACCGUGCUUCAACUGGCCUCACAAGACACCUCAAUCUGACUUGGGGCCAACAGGGCUCAGAACGAGGCCAAUAGUUUUCAUUAUACGCUGCGUCAGUUCACUACGCGCACCUUGACUCGUUCAUAUUGAGUGUGCCGUCCGUGGCACAGCAAUCAUUCAACCGCAGUGGAAAAAAAAAAAUCCACUUCUUGAUCCACGUAAGGCUGGCUCGGUACAGCCCCAGCGCGGCUCGGUUGUGCAGUGGAAAAAAAAACACCCCAGUUCUUGAUCCACGUAAGGCUGGCUCGGCACAGCCCCAGCGCGGCUCGGUUCAGGAUGUUUGGUCAAUUCUUACCUCUUUGCAUUCGUUUUUUUUAUUGUUUGAGUCGUCGGAGGAAACCGGAGUGCUUGGUUACAAAUAACUGAGUGCAACUGGAGAACACUCAAGUGCACACCGUGCUGUACUGCUCAGCAACCAACUUGCUCUGCUGCUUCCCAAGCUGUGGACUGCCUGUAGACUUGGAUAAGAGUGUGUGUGUGUGUGUGCGCUGUCAAGUUCGCGUCGUUUUGUCUAUAGAGCAAUGUAGAGCGUUGGCUGUUGUGAUAUGAAAACAAUGGUCUGUAAGGUGUCUCUGAAAACAAGUGUGUGCGUUGUACGCAGUGGUGGCGAGGAGUAAGCAAACCAAGCAACGUGUAGGUCCUUAAGUAGUUCAAGCAGCUCUGGAUUCGUGAGUAAUAGUAUGGAUGCAUCGUGUCGGCGUGUUACUAUCCAAUCGCUGUCAUCUCAUCACCUUUACGAAAGAAAAUGGAUGCUUAGCUACGUCUUGACUUUUGCGUGGCUUGGCUCUGGCGUAGGGUAACCAGACGAUCACAGAGCCAGGUAAAGGGGGGGGGGGGGCAUUGCAUUUUUGUGCUUGGUGUUAAUUGCCGAGGCUCGUAGAGUCAGACUAAUACAUUGGUAGGUUGCUUAGGGUUCAGUGUUAUUGCCUAUGGCUCAGAGCCAAACGAAUGCGCUCGUAAGAUUCAUAGGUUUGAGUGUUGAUGGCCAAGGCUGGCGGAGCCAGAAGAAGGCAGCAUUAUCAUUCUUAGGGUUCAGUGGUGCUUUCCAGAGCUCAGAGGGUCAGACCAAGGUUUCAGAGUCUCAGUGUCUGCAAUUGGUUUUGUUUGUCCCUCAAUGAAGCUCUUCUCCAUUCUGACACCAACAAUAAUUGCUGUAUUCUCUGGACUGUAAGACUUUUUUUUCCCAGUGCUCAUGAAGUAAUGCAGUGAUCCAUAUGUGGCCUCGCAUACAUGAUGUACACUAAUAUACUAACGUGCACUUGCAUAUGUAAGAGAUCCCCCACAUUUGUGUAACAGACUGUUGGGGUAAGUACUGUCGGCAUGCACCUAUGAAGGCCGGCAUGGAACAUGGUGGGGGGGAAGGGGGGGGAGUCGGUGGCCAGCACCACGCCCGGCCGCAUUUGUGACCCCGGUGCUGAUGUUUAUACACCGUUUCAGGUACAACAUGUAAGGCUGAGUCGACUUAGGGUAAAUAUUCACAACUCUUAUUGGCCUUGAGCAGGAAUCUGACUCGGGUCGCUUGGUUCGUAGCACGGUGCGCUAAACACUGCGCUACCUCUCCCCACUAGCAUACACACACACACACAAACUGAAGCUACUUUAGCUUUAAAAUACAGUGGGGGAAGGGGGGGGGAGUGCAUUUUAUAAUAUGGAGAAUGCGGUAUACGGUCAUCGAAAUUGGAGGGUGUUUGGAAAGUAAAAACAAACCAUUCCCCUUCAUGUGACUAAGCAAAAGGUAAUCGGGAAUUUGCGAUCAUUUAUCAGUGGGUUUUGUUUAGGUUGGUUAUCGUUGGUCUCAUUCCUUCCAAAGGGGGGUGGGGGUCUACAUCAUUAGCCAGCUGUACUUUGUUGCUCAUGAUGCUCUGUCAACGAUGGGGAUUGCACUUGCAGUCAUAUCCAGUAUAUAUACAAGCACAUAUCAGGCGGUCGAGUGGCCCAGGGGUCAGAAUACUGAGCCAGCGAUGCUGAGGAUACUGGCUCUGAAUCCAGGUUUUAGGCGCCCAUGAUUAAACUGGCUUCUUAAGCGUAAGGAGUUGAUGGUCCCAGCCAGGUCACCGAUGACUGCACAAAACAAACAUGUUGUGUUGAGUUUGUUACUUAAUGCUGCUUCUGGUGAAUUCGGUUUGAUUUCCAUGCGACAAGAACAAUUCCAUAGCAGCGCAUGUGAGGAUGCGCAGCAUCACUCGGCGUGGAUGAGAGGCAACUGUAGGGAUCUCAGAAAGUAUUUUUUUGGCGUCAACUUCCACAGGCUGUUCUUGAACAUGGCGGGAGAUGCUGCUUUCUUUAAGAGUGCCGAAUCGAUAUGUCUUCAUCGAAUUACGUGCCGUCAGUAAGCACAAUUGGAAUAUAUUCUAGAUUUGAAGCUUUCGUGACUGGAAUAUAAUUGGGGUGAGGGGGAUAGUUAAAUGUAAAUAAUUAAAAUCGAUACGUUCCCAAUUAAAAAUGUCGGAAUCUUUUUGAAGGCACUGCUUUUGUGUGCGCUAUAAUCAACGGCAAGUUCAUCUCUGCCCCCUCUGAAAAAUGGCAUUUGUACAGAAUGUUAUCUUACUCAUGCAAUCGGUGAUCCAAUUAGAUACCGCACUCGAGUGAUAUUCAGAAAUUGCAGAGAAAACGAUAUCGUAUUCGUCUCCCACCCAAUCUCAACAGACUUGCCAAUUAUCUUUAGGCACUUCCUCUGAUUUUGGGCCAUCGCUCUCCAAAUAUUCAGUCAGCCGUUGGGAAGGCGAGAUGGCCACUGGAAACAAGUUGGGGGUAUCUGUAAAUGGGUCGCCCUGUGUGUUUGUAAGCUCUUGUUGACGAUAGUUGUGAGUUUUUGCAGGUUAAUUAUACGCAUUUUCGUUCUACUCAAUCGUCUGUUGGGUGUUUGGGUGCUUCACGGUUUGUGAUGGGGUUCUGUUGUAAAAAAAAAAUUACUCCCGCGAUAAAACGUCCGAAUUAAUUUCAAAGACAUUUGGACCCAGAAUCUCCGUUCCAAAUGCUCGCUCAAUGGUGUUGCGGCAUCCCACGGUGCCUCGCAUGAAUACGCAGCGCGUGCAAGGCCUCUUAUCAAUCCCCUGCUGGUUGAAGGCAACUGCACAUGUCGCGUCGUCGUGGGUCCCGAGGGGCUUCUCCUUGACUAAACUUAACCACCUGCGGUCAGCGCUGCACUGCCGCUAAAAGCUGCGCUUGGCUACGUACAGUGCUAAAUACGAGUUCAGCCUACAUACGGCGCUGCUCAGCAUGCGGGGUCGGUGAAAGGAUGGAGGGCCACGACGGGUUCGGGUCCAGUUUGGAUAUCGCUCUCCACUCACGUUGGCCGUGGCCGUGUCUGGGUUUGUGGUGCAGUGUCGUUGCAGUAUUGCCGCAGGAAAGGAGAGGAACCACAACCCAAAGAGACUAGGCGGCUCUUGUACUUACAUGCACGUGCUGUGUAUAUCUUGGGCUGAGUAGUCCAGUGGUAAACAUUCCAAAUUUCCAUGCCUAUUCCAAUCCAUCCAUAGGGCGACCACUUUGUUGAGUAAUUUGCAUUCAUAUUUGGGCUGUGUGUAAAAUGACGCACGGUGCUGUUGUGUAAAAUGACGCACGGUACUGUUGUGGUUUCUGUAACACUUUUAUCACUUUUAUUCAAGCGUGUUCUGCAUUGGGAUUUUUGUCCAUUUGUUUUUAAUAUCCUGAAUUGUAUUACUACGUGUUGGAGGGGAAAGUCGGAGUAUCCGGAGACAACUCGAGGGUCCACAUAGACGGGUUCGUGAACCCACUUGUUGUAAUGCCUGCUGGCCAGCUCACAGCCAGGCGGGGUUUGUAAGCGUCACAACACGCAGCGCCUGUUUCUGGCUGAACCAACAACCUGGCCCUGUGAAGCGGUCCCUGUGCACUACCAGGCGUGGUUCGUAAUGCCAGCGACGUUUACAGAAGAUGGAUGGUAUUUGACGGCAGCUUUUCAAUUGUCGCCGUGCAGCCAGCGCCACGCGUGGACUUUAGCGAUGCAGCUGAGUCAACAGGGAAACGAAUCGCGCCACACGACAUUGUCAGCCGAGCCAAUUGGCUGCUUUCCGCUGUACCUGGGUAUGUUGUAUCUUUUGUCCGUCCAUUUGUCCGUCCAUCCGUCUGUAAAUUCGUCCGUCCAAUGACACGCUCCAGUGUGUUGUUACAACAAAAAUUAAUCGCUAGAAAAUUCACCACACCAGCUUUACCUAUAGCAGUCCCCGGAUCCUAUAGAGCUUUUGGGGGAAAGAUUGCAAUAGAAAUACUUUGAUAAACGGCGUUUUCAUUUCAGACUAAAGAUGUAGCAUCGCGACUGGUCCACACGGUCGACCGAAUCUCGCAAGCAAAUCACUCCCGAAACCACACAUGGUCGUAACUAAUUGCAGAGACGACCACGCAACCAGUCGCCCGGGCGUGGACCCGGCUGAACCCGCGCGUGCGUCCGUGUCUCCGUUUGUCCGCGCGUUUCCCUGUACGAUCGAAGCGUCCCCCCCCCCCCCCCCAACGAACUGGAAGGCUCCGUUAUUACGGACUGGCUUGCCCAGCUCGUAUUAAGGUUUUGGGAUGGCAAAGAACGUGGCCAUAACGGCUGUUAGUAGCGUUUUCUAGCAGUAGGCCUGGUGAGCAGCCUUUGUCGACCACACACUGUGACACAUGGGUGCGUACAAGUGAUGUCAAGUUAGUCGACUCGCUGGCAGUGGGUGCUGUGAACACGAGGGGUGGGGGAGUUAGUGGCCUGAUGUGUGUGAGGAGUGAAGAUGCAACGGAGGGCGGCUGUAUCCGUGCCAAGUAUAUAAUUGCAGUCUGUCGGAACGCGCACUAAAUGUCAAUGCUUUCGACCGUUCGUAGUCAUCGGGUUUGCGUGUUCGCUGAGUAGUGGACACGUCCGCUUGAAAAUGCAGAGCAAUCUGGAGAAGAGAGAAAUUUCUGGGAGAGAACCGAUUCUGACCAGGCUGGGCUCCCAGUGCCUUCUUCAAGCGAGCGGUUUGAGAAGCGUGACAAAGAAUUAAUUCGUCCCUGGCGGUAAUAAAGGCUUGGGAUAUCGAUGAUGCUGAUGACGACUGUGGUGAUAAUUGCUGUAGAACCAAGUGCCCUGCACUUUAAGGGGGGGAGGGGGCAUGUAGAAAAAUAAAUAACUCUGCUUUCAUCACUGCGUUGUGCCAGAUCACAGACUUUCCAAUCAGCCCUAAAGUCAUUUUACCUUUGCUCGUUUCCAAUACAUAAAUAAGCGGCGGUUUUGUUUUGACUUUUGUUUGGACCGCUGGGUUGGCGUGUGCGUGUUUUACAGAUAUGAAAACAAAAUGUUUCGCGUUUUUAAAAGGCUCCCAAGUCGUCGGGAGGUUUUUAGAAAGUUUUUUUUUUUCAGGGAAGAUUUGCUUUUACUAAAUCGUUUUUGUAAUAUUGUGAAUUUAACCGGAGGGUUUUUCUUCUUGUUGUACGUGCUCAUUCGUAACAGUUCUCUUGUGUUUAAAUAACGAUCGGUUUUCAUUCUUUUUCAAGUAUGCGUGUUUUCACCCCCGACUUGUUGCCGCGUGUUCUCGAUGCUCUGUCGGUUUGUGUGCGACUUGGUAAUCCAUAUGCAAAACAAACGAAACAUUAAAAAGGGAUUUACCCCCCGA
Petromyzon marinus (sea lamprey) is the source of this 11508-nucleotide messenger RNA. Lineage: Eukaryota; Metazoa; Chordata; Hyperoartia; Petromyzontiformes; Petromyzontidae. The record is from RefSeq and is a predicted model, not a curated record.